UGUCAGAGAGUUUGGAAGCUCUUUCUCUGCUCUCGCUCUCUCUCUCUCUCUCUCUCACAUAAAACAGCGAGUCCUGAGAAGAGAACUUUCUCAGUCAUAGUCAGCAUUUUCCCUGAAAAUAUCCCAGAAAAUUUAAUAUGAAACUUCCGAGCUAGCAUGUGAUUCGAACACCGAAAAGAUACUACUCUGAGUAUUCUUUCGUGUCUGGGAGAGUUAGCGAAAUGCAAGACAUCCAUUCGAUCGGAGGGGGCGGGCGGUUAUUCGGAGGCGGCGCAGGCGGAGGUGGAGGCGGAGGAGGGGACCGGAGGCUUCGACCGCAUCACAACCAGCACAACCAGCACCAGCAACAGGCGCUCAAGUGCCCGCGCUGCGACUCGCUCAACACCAAGUUCUGCUACUACAACAAUUACAACCUCUCCCAGCCCCGACACUUCUGUAAAAGCUGCCGCCGCUACUGGACCAAAGGUGGCGUCCUCCGCAACGUCCCAGUCGGCGGCGGUUGCCGGAAGGCGAAGCGCUCCAAGACUAAGCCCUCCGACGCAUCAGCGCCCCAGCAGCCGCAGCAGCAGCGAGAGCGCAAGUCCAACUCUCAUUCUAGCAGCGAGAGCUCGAGUCUCACCGCCACGAACAACGCUGCCACCGAGGCGGUCUCGGCGGUCACGGAGGCGCCUUCUUUAAGCUCAGCCUCCAAUUUGUUGAACGUCCAAGACUCGAAGCUCUUCCCUCCUAACCCUGGUUUCGACCCGCCCGGGUUGCUGGAACAACAAAGCUCCGACUGCGGGAUAUUCUCCGAGAUUGGGAGCUUCACGAGCCUCAUAACGGCGUCGAGCGAGGCAUUGCCGUUUGGGUUUAACAAUAUUUCGGAGAUCACGCCGUUUAGGUUGAAUCAACAAGGUCAUGAUCAGCAGAAUCAGUGGCAGCAACAGGAGCAGAAAGUGAUGGGCGGUAUGGUUCCAGAGGAAUUGAAGAUGCAGGAGAUCACUGGCGGGCUGCUGGAUCAGACGGUCCCGGUCGAUUUAUCAGCGUUGCAGAAUAGAUCGAGCGGUGGGGGAUUCGGAUCGUUUGAUUGGCAAGUCAAUGGGGAUCAAAGCUUGUUUGAUCUUCCUAACACCGUGGAUCAAACAUACUGGAGUCACAGUCAAUGGACUGACCAAGACCACCAAAGUCUCUAUCUCCCGUAAAUCUCUCUCACUCCCUUUUACUAUUAAAAAAAAAAAAAAAAAAAAAGGGCAGAACUCUCAAAAAAAUUCGAAGAGAAAAAAACGAAAAAAAAGAAGAACAAGAAUUCGAGAGAGUUAUGUGAAAUUAUGCAUAUGACUGUUUUUCUACGCAAAUUGUUUAUAUCUUUUUUUUUUUUCUUUUAAUUGCUUUUUGGGCUUUUUUUUCUUGGAUGAUUUUGGAAGGUGUCUGGGUGUGAUGUUGAACUAACUUUUAUGUUAGGUUUUCUUAUUUUAAUUUGUAUUUUUUUUUCUUAAUUUUGGAGGGGGAGGGGAUUUAUGUGUUCUAAUGUAUCUGAACUGAAUUAAUCAAAAAUAUAGAGAAGAUAUAGAGAGUGUUUUUGUUUGUGCU
Corylus avellana is the source of this 1569-nucleotide messenger RNA. It is a transcript of the gene OBP4, whose product is annotated as OBF binding protein 4. Gene Ontology annotation, biological process: regulation of DNA-templated transcription. The record is from RefSeq and is a predicted model, not a curated record. Gene Ontology annotation, molecular function: DNA-binding transcription factor activity; DNA binding. NCBI's taxonomy places the organism in Eukaryota, Viridiplantae, Streptophyta, Magnoliopsida, Fagales, Betulaceae.